Messenger RNA from Adineta steineri, 312 nucleotides. The record is from the annotation of a GenBank genome assembly. NCBI's taxonomy places the organism in Eukaryota, Metazoa, Rotifera, Eurotatoria, Adinetida, Adinetidae.
AUGCAACACAAACUAGGAACCGAAAACAUGGUUAUGUUCAAUAAUCUUGAUACCCAUACUACGAGACGAUUAGCGCCAGAUAAUGAUCCUCAAUUACAACGAUCUCGUAAAGUUCUCCUCAUUAUGCUUGGUAUCUCUCUUGGUAUUUCUUUGGCCUACACAUUUGUUCAAGUCUUAAAAAAUACAGGAAAUUCACAAACAAAUACAAGUGUUGUUGGUUCUAUUGUACCAAUUGCUUUCUAUGGCUUUGGGUUGUUGGUCAGCUAUAGAUAUUCGGAAACAGGCUUACGUGUGGUAUGUAAUAUUAUUUGA